CAAACAGUUUCCAACCUAUGUCGGUAACCGCGCUGUUCAAGAGCUUCAUCAUGAGUUCGUUUAUAAAAACUCUCUUAGCAGUCUAGUAGAAUAUAGAAUCUAACUUGAAUUUACUCCGUAGUAUAGUAGGACGAUGAGGAAAACAUGUUUGGUUGAUUGAAGGAAAGGAAAAUAAUGUUACAGAAUACGAGACAGGAGACAAAAAAAAUGUGUGAUAAAUAUGUUAUCGGCUAUUGGGUACGUGAAAAAAAACGACAGAAAUUAAACUUCGACGAUUUUGAGAAAGUAUGUAGAACAGAAGGAUUUUCAUUAAAAUUGGUAGAUAUUUAUUCAAGUUUAGAAUCACAGGGACCACUUCAUGUAUUUCUACAUAAACUCGUGGAUUUGCUAGCACAUGCUGAAGGUGGAAAUGGAAAUGCUAUAAACGUUACGUCAAAACUGCAAGAAUAUAUUGAUAAACAUCCUGAAUUAAUAGUUAUAGAUCCUUUGGAGAAUGUUAAGAAAUUGCAUAAUCGAUAUAAAUAUUAUAAAAUUAUCCAAGAAAGCAUACACUUUAAUGACGUAUUUAUUCCAAAUUUUGUAGAAUUAAAGAGUACAAAUGUUCUUGAAAAUAUGCGCAUUUUAAAACAAAAUGGAGUUAAAUUUCCCUUUGUUUGUAAGUCGCUUCUUGCUCAUGGAUCAAGUGAUGCACACAAGAUGAUGGUCAUUUUCAAUUCAAAAGAUUUAAAAGACUGCCAGCCUCCAUGUGUUGCUCAAAACUUUGUCAAUCAUAAUGCCAUUUUAUACAAAUUAUUUGUAGUUGGGAAAAAUUUCCAUGUCGUUGAACGUCCAAGUUUGAGGAAUUUUUAUUCAGAUGAUUGUGCAUCAUUAAGCACAUUGUUUUUUAAUACUCAUGAUAUAUCCAAACCUGAUUCUAAAUCUAAAUGGUCUAUACUGUCGGAAGAACAUAUACCUACAGUGGUGAAACCGAAUAUUGAAAUACUUGAAAAAAUCGUCAGAGGAAUUACCAAAAUAUUUGGGCUUCAUUUAGUUGGCAUUGAUAUUGUGAUAGAAAAUGAUACUAAGAAAUAUGCUAUUAUAGACGUCAACGUUUUUCCUGGUUAUGACGGAUAUCCAAAUUUUUUUCAGCAUUUAAUAGACAGUAUUAAACAUCUUUUAAUGGAACGAAAAGUUCUUAGACAAAAUUCUAAAAGUUGUUCUUUAAAAAAAUCUCACAGUGAUGAUUUAGAUUCCGGUUUUGAAAGUGACGAGAAAAAAAAAUGUUCUACUAAAUAAAUAGAGAAUAUAUAAUUACA
Molecule: messenger RNA, 1295 nt
Organism: Vespa mandarinia (Asian giant hornet)
Lineage: Eukaryota; Metazoa; Arthropoda; Insecta; Hymenoptera; Vespidae
Product: inositol-tetrakisphosphate 1-kinase
Biological process (GO): inositol trisphosphate metabolic process
Cellular component (GO): cytoplasm
Molecular function (GO): inositol-1,3,4-trisphosphate 5-kinase activity; inositol-1,3,4-trisphosphate 6-kinase activity; ATP binding
Source: RefSeq, a predicted model, not a curated record